AUGCCUACUGCCACAGAGUUCUUUGGCUUCAGCGCCCACAAUCUCGGUCCUCUGACGACAACCUACACCGCCCCAUCUAGUUGUGCGACAGGAACAGAUCGUCUUGCUUUUGUGAACGCAAGUGACCCAGUCAGAGCUUUCGGUAUUCCUACUUGCGAAGUUGCUAAAUAUGGGGAUUGCCUUCCCAGUGGAAGUUCUUGGGAAUCUAUCGCGGCACAGACAACUGAAUUUGUACAGGGACUAUACGCCUAUUACUCCCCUGGCCUCAUUUGUCCUUCGGGUUGGCGUACUGUGGGAAGUUUAGCACAUGGUGACGAUGACGAUAAAAAUGUUACUGCUUCAGGUGCCCUGGCAACUCCCAGUUGGGAUGAACAACCAGGACUCAGGCUCCUUCAUGCAACUGAGUUCUGGUUAGGAAUUUUGGAACCUUCUGAAACUCUUGCCUAUUGCUGCCCUAGCGAUUAUCAAGCAGAUGCCUUUGGACUGUGCAUGUCUACUCUCGGUCCAAUCGAGUCCUACAACUAUUCUAAGAUGUGCUUCACAAUUGGCAACGACAUUGUACCGAUUACGACCUGGGAUGGCACCACCUUGACAGGCGAUCAGUUGGUAUCUUUGGCAUCAGGAACAGAAGAUCUCGUGACGACAUUGGAUGAUGUCCUCUUGACUGCGACUGAUGUUCAGGGGUACUUAGCUGUUGCGACAUAUGUACCUGCUGUGCCGCUGGUAUAUAAAAAGUCUGAUCUGGAAAAGGAUGAUGAUGACAAGGAUAGCGACGACGACGAUGGAAAUGAUGAUUCAGGUGAUGAAAAUGCGGCUUCAGCUGUGACUUCGCGACAAGGAGUUAUAAGUAUUCUUGGUAUCACUUUGGGACUGAUUGCAGGAGCUGGCAUGCUCCUAUAA
Fusarium poae is the source of this 900-nucleotide messenger RNA. RefSeq lists its product as uncharacterized. NCBI's taxonomy places the organism in Eukaryota, Fungi, Ascomycota, Sordariomycetes, Hypocreales, Nectriaceae. The transcript has 2 exons. Bases 1 to 900 code for a protein of 299 amino acids. The record is from RefSeq and is a predicted model, not a curated record.